GUGAAUGGUGAGCUCUAUGUGGUGAGCAAAAAUGCUCCCUUUUUUUUUUACGCCAAAAGCAUUUUUGCCUGAUAUUUAGGACAAAGCCAAUUCUCAGAAAAUCCGCUUCUCAGAAAAACCAGAGAGAGCUCGAUCAUAAUCUGAGAUAACAUGGAAGAUCCACAAGUGGAGCACAAUCUUUGGGUCUUAUGGAGAGGAAAAAGGUUUGAUGUGAAGAUCCAUUUGGGUGCCACUCUUAAGGAUCUCGGGCACGAACUGCAAAAGUUAACGGAUGUUAAAGCAGAUACGAUGAGGCUAAUUGUUCCAAAGUUUUCCGAUAAAAGCUCGAAAAUGUUGUCUCCUUUCUCUGAUGAGCAUCAGAACUUGAGUUUACAGGAAGCUUCAUUUGUUGAGGGAAAGUCCAUCAGAAUGAUGGGAGUGUCUGAAAACGAGGUUGAUGAAGUUUUACAAAAUGCAAAGGCAAACUUGGAGGUUGGAAGUUCACACAAACUUCAGAAGAACCCUGAUAUGGAGCCUGAUCCUGAUGCCCAGUCUGACAAUCAGAACAAGUUUGAGCCCAGUCCUCAUGAUUCUCAGGGCACUGAUGAAUCAUCAUCUCAAUUUACGGGAAGCUGGACCUUAUUUGGAAAAGAAUUCAGUGAGUCUAUGAUCUGUCAACCUGAGUUAGCAGGGACCGAGUCUCGUGAAGAACCAGAUCCUGAUAAUAUGGAUAAUAUGGAAAGCAGGGGGCAAGCAAGGAAUAACGUGGACGAACCUGAUCCUGAUGCCGAGGAUGCAAAAGCAGAUAAUUUAGGAUAUAGUUCCUAUAGAAAUAUCAUAAGACCUAACGACGACAGUUCUUUGGUUACUGAAACCAUCAAACAUGAAGACGAUCCAAGGAAGGCUUAUAAUGAACCUGAUCCUGAUGAUUCCCAGUCAAAUGGAGUCACUCAGGCAGAGCCUGAUCCUGAUGCUAAUUUGGUGCAUCCACAGGAAACAUCCAGAAUGCAGAUUGAUGAACCUGAUCCAGAUGAUCAAGAAUUUCAAAGAAUUCAAGACCCUGUUACAAUCUUUUGUAAACGCUUGCAGGAGAACAUUAAGAUGCUGGAAGCUGAGGUUAAUCGUGCACAGCCUACCACUGUCCUCCAAACUCUCUUAAAGAUAAUAAGGAAUGUGCUUGAACACCCAGGUGAGACGAAAUACAGGAAACUUUGCAAGGCGAACUCCACAAUCCUAGGGAAUGUGGCAAACUACAAAGCUGCCAUGGAAUUCCUUCUUCUGAUUGGCUUCAACGAAAGCGUCAUGGAUGGAAAACAAGAGACUUAUCUUGUGCUGAAGCGGGAUGAUCCGGGAUUAUUAUGGCUUGCCAAGUCCGCCCUUGAGGCAAGCGUUUCCUGAAGACACAUUUCCAAGCAAAAAGUCUGCUCUCUCUCUGUGAUCUCUAUGGUGUUGUGUUCCAUGUAAAUAUGUAAUGCAUGCUUGGCUGUAGAACAAUUGUUGUGUAUAUGACUACUGGGCAUAAAAUCAUGUCAGGUGAACAUUGAAAUAAAAAUAAAAAUGGCUGUUUUAGAUUU
This is a messenger RNA of Malus domestica (apple), 1553 nucleotides long. RefSeq lists its product as uncharacterized. The record is from RefSeq and is a predicted model, not a curated record. Lineage: Eukaryota; Viridiplantae; Streptophyta; Magnoliopsida; Rosales; Rosaceae.